This is a messenger RNA of Zeugodacus cucurbitae (melon fly), 1218 nucleotides long. RefSeq names its product odorant receptor 67c-like. NCBI's taxonomy places the organism in Eukaryota, Metazoa, Arthropoda, Insecta, Diptera, Tephritidae. Gene Ontology annotation, molecular function: olfactory receptor activity; odorant binding. The coding region runs from base 1 to 1218 and encodes 405 amino acids. The transcript has 4 exons. The record is from RefSeq and is a predicted model, not a curated record. Gene Ontology annotation, cellular component: plasma membrane. Gene Ontology annotation, biological process: detection of chemical stimulus involved in sensory perception of smell; sensory perception of smell.
AUGAAGCCGGCAUUCAAGAACAGUGAAUUCUCGCCAACUGUUCCCGAUUUCGUGGAUAUACCAUUAUAUCUAUUAACAUUUAUCGGUGCAAAACUUUUCAAGUGGACACCGAACGACCCAAAAAGCAAAUCGGGCAUAAUACUGCUGGUUAUAUUUUCCGGUUUGACGGUUUACAAUUUCACAAGCAUGAUGCGAUUCAUCCUCUUCGAAAAUUUAGAGACUUUACUGGAUAUAACAGAGUGUAUAUUAUUUUGGGGAUUUGCGCUAAAUGGACUGAUGAAGGGCGGCACAUUGCUAUGUUUUCGACAUGAAAUCGAGUCUAUACUCAAGGGGUUGAUUGUCAGACAUCCGAAAACGAAGGAGGAACGUCUGGAAUUUCAGUUGGUGCCAUACUACAAGACAAUUAACGCAUCGAACAAAUAUCUAUCAAUAUGGCAUUUAAGUAUAACAUCAAUAUUUAUUCUUCAUCCAGUGCUAACAGCGAUAUAUGGCUAUGUAAAUCGUGAGGACGAAAAUGAAGAUUUUGACUAUGUUUUACCCUUUAUGAUGAAUUAUUUUUAUGAUGUAAAUCAUCCGUUACCUUAUGCCAUUUCAUAUUUCAUGCAAUGCUGUAGUGCAUACCAUAUGUCACUGUUGUUCUUGAGUGGCGAUUUAUUGCUUAUCUCUAUGGUGCAAUUGGUAAAUAUGCAUUUAGGAUAUUUGAUAUCUCGCAUUGAGAGCUUUCAACCAACCGGUACGGAUGAUGAUAUAAAAGUGUUGGGACCGUUGGUGGAAUACCACAUAGAGAUAUUGGAUUAUACUGAGCGUAUCGAUAACACCUUCAGCUUGGCCACCCUGCUCAACUAUGGCGGCACAUGUUUGGUACUUUGUCUUAUUGGUCUUCAAAUAGUGCAGGGCUCUGACACUGUGAGUGUUAUAAAAUUUAUCGGUUUUCUUGUUUCAACAAUUGUACAGGUGUAUUUCGUUUCCCACUUUGGCAAUAAUCUAAAAGAUUUGAGCACAGGCAUAAGUGAUGCGUACUACAAUCAUCCCUGGUACACUGGGAAUUACAAGUAUAUGAGAAUGUUGGUGCUACCCAUAGCACGGAGUCAGCGCUAUGCACAUUUAACGGCUUUUAAAUUCUUCGUCAUAUCAAUGGAUAGUUUUAAAUCGCUCUGUACCCUUUCUUACCAAUUUUUUACACUAUUGAGAACAAAAAUUGAGAAUAAUGGUGCUUAA